CUCUCAGCUGCUGCCACUCCGGGCUGCUGCCACUCCGGGCUGCGGCGCCGGCGUUGGCCGCUCGAGGGCAAGGGCGGGGAGCGCCGGGGCGCGCGCGCGCGCGCGGGGGUCCCUGCAGGCCCAGCAGUUCCCCUCGAGCCGAGUGGGCGGCCAGACUGAGCAGCAGCAGUCCGAGGGAGGCCCUGGACGGCGCCAUGUCGGCGGGCGGCCCGUGCCCGGCAGGAGCCGGAGGGGGCCCCGGGGCCACGUCCUGCGCGGUGGGGGUCUCCUCUGGCGGGGUGUCCAUGUUCCGCUGGUUAGAGGUGCUGGAGAAGGAAUUCGACAAGGCCUUCGUGGAUGUGGACCUGCUUCUGGGCGAGAUCGACCCGGACCAGGCGGACAUCACUUAUGAGGGCCGGCAGAAGAUGACCAGCCUGAGUUCCUGCUUUGCGCAGCUUUGCCACAAAGCUCAGACCGUGUCCCAAAUCAACCACAAGCUAGAGGCGCAGUUGGUGGAUCUGAAAUCUGAACUGACAGAAACCCAAGCGGAGAAAGUUGUGUUGGAGAAGGAAGUCCAUGAUCAGCUUUUGCAGUUGCAUUCUAUUCAGCUUCAGCUUCAUGCGAAAACUGGCCAAAGUGUUGAUUCUGGUACCAUUAAAGCAAAAUUGUCUGUCCCCUCUGUGGAGGAGCUGGAAAGAGAGCUUGAAGCAAACAAAAAAGAAAAAGUGAAAGAAGCUCAACUUGAAGCUGAAGUGAAAUUGUUGAGAAAAGAGAAUGAAGCCCUUCGUAGACACAUAGCUGUCCUCCAGGCUGAAGUUUAUGGAGCAAGACUGGCUGCCAAGUAUUUGGAUAAGGAACUAGCAGGAAGGGUCCAGCAGAUACAGUUACUAGGACGAGAUAUGAAGGGACCUGCUCAUGAUAAACUUUGGAAUCAGUUAGAAGCUGAAAUACAUUUGCAUCGUCACAAAACUGUUAUCAGAGCCUGUAGAGGACGCAAUGACUUGAAACGACCCAUGCAGGCACCACCAGGCCACGAUCAAGAUUCCUUAAAGAAAAGUCAAGGUGUUGGUCCAAUUAGGAAAGUCCUCCUCUUGAAAGAAGAUCAUGAAGGCCUUGGCAUUUCAAUUACAGGUGGGAAAGAACAUGGAGUUCCAAUCCUCAUCUCAGAGAUCCAUCCAGGGCAGCCUGCUGAUAGAUGUGGAGGGCUGCAUGUUGGAGAUGCUAUUUUGGCUGUCAACGGUGUUAACCUAAGGGACACAAAGCAUAAAGAAGCUGUAACCAUUCUUUCCCAACAGAGAGGAGAGAUUGAAUUUGAAGUAGUUUAUGUGGCUCCUGAAGUAGAUUCUGAUGAUGAAAAUGUAGAGUAUGAAGAUGAGAGUGGACAUCGUUACCGUUUGUACCUUGAUGAGUUAGAGGGAGGUAGCAAUCCUGGUGCUAGCUCUAAAGAUGCAAGUGGAGAAAUCAAAGCGUUACAACAAGAGUAUAACAAGACAGUAACUGAUGCACAUGAAAACGGAGACCUUGGAAGUUCAAGUGAAACUCCACCAGAUGACAGUGCUUCAAAAUUAGAUGAUCUACACAAUCUGUAUCAUAAAAAAUCUUAUUAAAUUGACUCUAUCUCCAGACA
Ochotona princeps (American pika) is the source of this 1606-nucleotide messenger RNA. RefSeq names its product golgi associated PDZ and coiled-coil motif containing (gene GOPC). Lineage: Eukaryota; Metazoa; Chordata; Mammalia; Lagomorpha; Ochotonidae. The record is from RefSeq and is a predicted model, not a curated record. Gene Ontology annotation, molecular function: transmembrane transporter binding. Bases 195 to 1586 code for a protein of 463 amino acids. Gene Ontology annotation, cellular component: trans-Golgi network transport vesicle; Golgi apparatus; membrane. The transcript has 9 exons. Gene Ontology annotation, biological process: negative regulation of protein localization to cell surface.